Perca flavescens (yellow perch) is the source of this 1391-nucleotide messenger RNA. RefSeq names its product H-2 class II histocompatibility antigen, E-D beta chain. The record is from RefSeq and is a predicted model, not a curated record. Bases 1 to 1368 code for a protein of 455 amino acids. The transcript has 9 exons. Gene Ontology annotation, cellular component: MHC class II protein complex; membrane. Gene Ontology annotation, biological process: immune response; antigen processing and presentation. NCBI's taxonomy places the organism in Eukaryota, Metazoa, Chordata, Actinopteri, Perciformes, Percidae.
AUGACUGCCUGGGCCAGGGAGAGGGUGAAGAUUCUGGUGAAGAUGAGGGUGAGCUGGUGGGUGUACACCCUGAGCACCUUGCCAGGUACUCUGUCUGGGCCGGCAGCCUUCCUGGGGUUCACUGCAAGGAGCACCCGUCUGACAUCGUGCUCCCUCACAGUGAGUGGGGUGGUGCAGGAGCCAGGUGGGGUCGGGGGCAGGGCUGGGGUAGCACAGGAACCAGAUGGGGUGGAGGCAGGGCUGGGGCAGAUGAGUGGUGCUGUUGUGAUGUCUCAAAGCGGAUCAGCUCUCAGUGACACUGAGUCAGUGUUUGUUAAGAGAACAGAGGAACAUGGCUUCAUCCUUUCUCAGGGUCUCCUGCUCUUCAUCAAGACACAGCAGUACUUCAUCAGCCUCUACACAGCAGAUGGAUAUCUGUAUUACAACACGGACCGUUGUGACUUUAACUCGUCUGAUCUGAAGGACAUCGAGUUCAUCAGGUCUUUAUAUUUCAACAAGAUGGAGAUCAUCAGGUUCAGCAGCAGUUUGGGGAAGUUUGUUGGAUACACUGAGUACGGAGUGAAACAGGCUGAGUACUUUAACAAAGAUCCUUCAGUUCUGGCUCAGAUGAGAGCUCAGAAGGAGAGAUACUGCAAACGAAAUGUUGAUAUUGACUACCAGAAUGUUCUGAUUAAAUCAGCUGAGCCAUAUGUCAGACUCCACUCUAUGGCGCCCCCCGGGGGUAAACAUCCAGCCAUGUUGGUCUGCAGUGUCUACGACUUCUACCCCAAACAGAUCAGAGUGACCUGGACCAGAGACGGACAGGAAGUCACCUCUGAUGUCACGUACACUGAUGAGCUGGCAGACGGUGAUUGGUACUACCAGAUCCACUCUCACCUGGAGUACACGCCCAGGUCUGGAGAGAAGAUCUCCUGUAUUGUGGAACACGCCAGCCUGAAAGAACCUCUGAUUACUCACUGGGACCAGUCUAUGUCUAAGACUGACAGAAACAAAAUCCUCAUCGGAGCCUCAGGACUGAUCCUGGGUCUGGUGGUCUUUCUGGCUGGAUUCCUCUACUACAAGAGGAAGGCCCGAGACCUGUCCAAGUCUGAUUCUGAGAGGAACAAGAUCGCCUUUGGAGCCUCAGGACUGAUCCUGGGUCUGGCGCUAACUGCAUUCUUCUUCUACAAGAGGAAGGCCGAAGACCUGUCCAUGCUGGAGUUUCAGAGGAACAAGCUCAUCAUCGUGGCAUCAGGACUGAUCCUGGGUCUGGUCUUAUCUCUGGCUGCAUUAAUCUUCUACAGGAGGAAGACCUGCGGUCAGAUUCCUGGUUCAAAACCAGUUCAGACCAGUUCAGACCAGUUUAAAAAGGCUGAUCCUACCUUCUAGUCUCCACAGCACUGUGGAGGAAG